CUCUCUAUAUAAAUAUGAUAUUCAGUACAUCCAAAUUAUUCCUUUAAUCGCCUAAUAUUAUAUACAUAAUUGUGUGUUAACACUAUAUAUAUAACCAUCUUACUAUUUUUGUUAGUCUAAUAUAAACACAUUUCUUCCUUUUGGUUUUACAGAGCCAUGGAAGCAGAAACCUCCACCACAGUUCCGAUGGACUCUAAGCCUUCAAAGUUCGCUCUCCCCGUAGAUUCAGAGAACAAGGCCACCGAGUUCAGAUUAUUCUCGGCGGCCAAACCCCACAUGAGAGCCUUUCACCUCUCUUGGAUCUCUUUCUUCUCGUGCUUCGUCUCCACUUUCGCGGCGCCGCCGUUGAUCCCGAUUAUCCGAGACAACCUCAACCUCACUGCCUCCGACAUAGGCAAUGCUGGGAUCGCCUCUGUUUCGGGCGCGGUCUUCGCUCGUGUAGCAAUGGGAACAGCCUGCGACCUCUUCGGACCGCGUUUGGCCUCGGCCUCUCUCAUCCUCCUGACUGCACCGGCGGUGUACUUCACUGCCAUGGCCAACUCCGCCACCUCCUUCCUCCUCGUCCGCUUCUUCACUGGCUUCUCUUUAUCUACUUUUGUCUCGACCCAGUUCUGGAUGAGCUCUAUGUUCUCGGCUCCGGUCGUCGGCGGAGCCAACGGAGUCGCUGCUGGGUGGGGAAACCUGGGAGGCGGCGCCACCCAGCUCAUCAUGCCUCUAGUCUUUUCCCUUAUCCGAGAUCUCGGAGCCAUCAAGUUCACAGCUUGGAGAAUCGCCUUCUUCAUCCCUGCCCUGUUUCAGACAAUGACCGCUUUCGCUAUCUUAAUCUUCGGCCAAGACACCCCGGACGGAAACUUCCAAGGCCUGAAGAAAUCCGGGGACAAACCCAAAGACAAGUUUUCCAGCGUUUUGUAUUUCGGCGUUACCAACUAUAGAGGAUGGAUUCUGGCAUUAACGUACGGAUAUAGCUUCGGGGUAGAGUUGACCAUCGAUAAUAUCAUAGCUGAGUACUUCUUUGACAGAUUCAAUCUGAAUCUGCACACGGCUGGGAUGAUAGCGGCGAGUUUCGGGUUGGCUAACAUCGUGUCUAGGCCCGCCGGAGGGAUCAUCUCGGAUGCAAUGGCGAGAAGGUUUGGAAUGAGAGGAAGGCUUUGGGCUCUGUGGAGUAUGCAGACUUUUGGUGGAGUUUUGUGUGUGAUUCUUGGGCAGUUGAACUCUUUGGGUGCUUCUGUUGUGGUUAUGAUAUUAUUCUCUUUCUUUGUCCAAGCUGCAUGUGGUCUUACUUUUGGGGUCGUUCCUUUUGUCUCUCGAAGGUCAUUGGGGGUGAUAUCUGGUAUGACAGGUGGGGGUGGAAACGUUGGUGCAGUUUUGACUCAGUUGAUAUUCUUUAAAGGAUCGAGAUACUCAAAAGAGACUGGGAUAACUCUAAUGGGUGUUAUGAUCUUAUGCUGUACCCUUCCGAUAACACUGAUCUAUUUUCCACAAUGGGGGGGCAUGUUUUGUGGUCCUUCCUCCUCAAACAAAGUGAGUGAAGAGGACUACUAUUUGUCCGAAUGGAGUUCGGCUGAGCAAGAGAUGGGUUUUCACCAAGCAAGUGUCAAAUUUGCUGAGAACAGCAGAGGCGAAAGGAGUGGAAAAGUUGACUCGGUUACCAGGCCUGAUGAAAUCCCAUCCCCUGAAGUUUGACUGUGUUCUUUUUAUGUGUAUAGAUAUAUUUUACCUAUAUAUAUAGUCGUAUGUAUAUAUGCAUAUUAAUGUGUUGUCAAGCGCCAAAAAAGGGUAAUUAAUAAAGGUUUCGUAUUAAUCUUGUAUUUAAUUUAAGGUUUUUCGACGUGAUAUAUGAG
This is a messenger RNA of Humulus lupulus (European hop), 1841 nucleotides long. Its product is annotated as high affinity nitrate transporter 2.5. The record is from RefSeq and is a predicted model, not a curated record. Gene Ontology annotation, molecular function: nitrate transmembrane transporter activity. NCBI's taxonomy places the organism in Eukaryota, Viridiplantae, Streptophyta, Magnoliopsida, Rosales, Cannabaceae. The transcript has 2 exons. Gene Ontology annotation, biological process: transmembrane transport. The coding region runs from base 157 to 1683 and encodes 508 amino acids.